AACACACAAUGGCUACUUCGAAUGCCGCUGAUGGCAUCCAGUUUGCCACUAGUUCGUCCAUCAUACCUCAAGACAUAGACCCUGGUAAACAUCAUGUUGACCCUCAUCUGGCAAAUUUCGACUUGCGACAACAUAUCGACUUCAACAUAAGCCCGGAAGAUCUCCACGAAUGCUGGCUGCCUCCCUACAAUGCGCUAUGCAAUGAAAACUGGGAUGAAUUCUACAAUGCCUGGAAGCGGGUUCAAAUUCCGUACCUCGACUGCAAUGACUUUGGAGACACUCUCCAGACCAUGUCCCACGAUACCCGUAUCGCCUAUCAGCAACAGCAUAACGGUCUUUGCGCGUUGCGUCACGCCUUCCGCAGACAGGGUGAUGCCUACAUAGCCCCUGAAGACUUUGAUUACUGUCCUGGUACUGUGCCAAGCUCGCCGUCGAAAGAAGCCAUUCAUCACUUCGCGUACCGACUCAUCUCGAUGGUCCAAAAGCAAGAGCAAGCGGUUCUUGGCCAAUUCGACGGUGGCGCCAAGGGAGGUAGUCCGGGAAAGUGGUGGAUUGCCCCGCCGGAUCAAAGCAUUGAGCUCCCUUCAGUUGAAACCCCAGACAAGGCACAGCCUGAUGGAGAUGGCGAUGGUUUCACUGAGCUCGGUGCAUUGGAUAAAGCUAGACUCGAAGCAGCGGACUACACCGUCCACUGGGUGUGCUACCAGAACAGUCACUUAGCCGUCAUUAUUAGGGAGAGAGUUACCGGUCACACAUGGUACUUCGACUCUCUUAAUACACCCAAAGACGACGCUACGGUAUAUCUCAACGAGAAGCACCAAUCUGUUCUUUCUAGUCUUCACAAGUGGCUUAGCAAAAACAAAGAUGACUUUUCCGUCGUUCCCGAUGGAAGUCGCCACCGUCAUGUACAGGUCAUUCCUCAAGACUUACCCUGGACGUGUGGCCUGCACGCCAUUGCUCACGCCUUAGCCUUCCUUCGCUUUGGCCUCUUGGGCUGGCACGAGAUUCCUACGUAUGCGAGGGAAAAAACCGACAAGGUGAAGUUGACAAAGUUCAGACAUGAUAUGAUGAAGGCAAUGGAGCUAUCAAUGGGAUUUAGGCCACCCCCGCGCAUGAAUGCCAGUAACAAGAUCCCACUCCCUGAACACUAUGAUCAUCAGCUUGAUCUCAGCACAUUUCGCUUUCCUACGUACCCAAGUGUCGGUGUUGAGAAAAAAGAUCUCCACAGUUGCGACAACUUCCCUUUUAACUGGCCUUUUCCGGAGAAUCUCGAUAACAAGCACGAUAAAACUCUCCGAGAAAACUAUCGGCGUGUACACGUCGAGUGUUAUGAUGGAGUCUCACUUGGGCAUGGGAGUCUAGAUCCCUUCUCUCGCAAGGUGUAUUCAGAUCUUCACAAUGGGUUGUAUAAAAUGAGGAAUCACGACCUUCUUGAGGGUGAAGAGGUACAUUUUCAUGCAACAAGGUUGAUGAAAAUCAUUCAAGAUCAGGAGGGUGCAGCUUUGGGACCAGCCAAAGAAGACAACCAAGACUGGUGGCUAGCCCCGAUUUCAUACGCGAUUAGAUGUGAGAGAAACGAAGACACUGGCGAAAACUCGGCAAAAAGCGCAUCCAUCUUGCCACCGGAGACAUUCAAUGAUGAGUUCUUCAAGAGAGAGUGCGGAGAUAGGUCCAAGGAUCGCGACCAGUUUGAAAACGCCAAAUACACUGUUCACUGGGUACAUUACCGUGAUUCCCAUCAGAAGGACAAAGGAGUCUUUGAGCACUGGGCAGUCAUAAUCCGCGAAAAGGCCACAAAUUUUGCAUGGUACUUUGACUCCACAAAAAAGGAUCGAAAACAGCGCAAAGAUCGUGCAAUUGAUGCCUUCAACGAAUGGCUAGUAAAGUGCAGAGAACCUAAUUCCGACUUCCCAAAGGAAGUCACUCAGAGCUUCCUUGUCCCGGCUCCGCAGCAAUCAUCUGGAUGGGAAUGCAGCCUUCACGCUAUCGCGCACUCAGUGGCCUUUAUCCGCUUUGGUAUUUUGGGCUGGCACGCACUUCCGCUUGAAGCAAUUGCGCUUGAAGAGGGCUCUAAGGGAACUGGAGAUCAGACUGCUGCUUCAGCCCCUUCAGAUCGUUCAGAAAGGUUGUGUGAAACAAUGAUAAGCUCCUUACACGGCCUAAUGGGAGUCUCUUUGCCAUCCACCACUUCCAAAGAUGAUGGAAACGGGACUGUUGAGGCUGUUUCAGGAUCAAACAAGAAUACAAACUCAAACUCUGCUAAUAAGACCAACGCGAGCUCUUCUAGAAACUCCAACCCAGGACGGUCCGGGAAAUCUAACCAAGGAGGCUCUGCACGUAAACCUUCGAACGCCAUGGCAAAAUCCAGCCAGCCGCCAGGCAAAAAUUCCGCCGUAACUGAGACCAUUCCAAGACAUCAUGGGAAUAAACAUGCUGUGCCUCAUCCCAAUUUCUUUAACAAAGUCCAAUAUGAGAAACAACGCGCAGAAUUUCGGUUUCCUACCUAUCCAUCCAUACCUUUACGGGCAGAGUAUGUCCGUUCAGUCAAUGAGGAGCCGUUCAACGCCAAAAUGACGCUCGACAAGGUUUAUGCCUAUUCUCAGGUGUCUACACACAAAUCGCCAUCUUGCGAUCGUGUCACACUCAAUCAGUCUCCCUACGCCGAACAAGCCUUUGCAGAUAUUAACGACGCUUUACUAAAUUCGCGCCGUGGUGACUGGCUCGAUGGCAAAGGGAUGUAUCAUCUAGCCAGUCGACUCAUUACGUAUGUCCAGAAGGAAAACCCUGUCAUUCCAUUGGGACCUUUUGAGAAUGGACAGUGGUGGAUCGCGCCACACCCCUUUAUAAUCGAUGUCCCCGACCCGGAUGAUGACUCGAAUCUGCAACCAGCGCGAACAUUCUCGGACGUAGACCAAAAUGUCUGGGGUUUUGACAGCUCCGAUUUUGGAGAGGUUGAGGAGCGGUUGUUCAAUCAAGCCCGCUACACGGUUCACUUUAUUCACCAUCCUACCCACUGGACAGUAAUCGUCCGGGAAGCCGAAACCGGUCACCUGUGGCACUUUGAUUCCCUGGCCCGUGGCUUGGGGAGGUUCAGAAGAGCUAUCGAUGCUUUUGAAGAUUGGCUUCGUCGCUGUAACAAACCGAUUCCCGCAACGAGUCAGGCAUUCCAGGUUCCCGUCACACUGCAAACCCGAAAUUGGGAGUGCAGCUUGCAUGCCAUUGCGAGUGCCAUGGCAAUGCUCCGAUUCGGCAUUCUUGGUUGGGACAAGUUGCCGUGUCUCGCCCUGGAGACCGAUCCGGAUCCGGUUGGUCCGGCUGGUAGCGUGACCGCGGACAACCUCACAGAGAUAAUGAAGCGAUCUUUACAUGGCAUCUUCGGUCUCAUGCUGGAUGAAGAUAUUCCCAAUGUCGCCCAAAGAAAGAAGCAAGAGCAGGAUGACGAGGCACUAUUGAUGGCAAUGCAGGAUGAUUCCAUAAUGAACCGGGCCAACAUGUCAUUCGAUGCAGUGAUCGAUUCAGUGACAAAUAACCCGAGUGAGUUGGAAAUUCUGAAUCAGCAGGAGCGAAUGGCGCGAGAGGCACGGGAGAAGAAUAGAAAGGAACAGAAGGAGAAGGACGACAGGGAGAUGAAGGAGCGGGACCUGAGGGCGCGAGAGGAACAGGAACAGAAACAAAAAGAGGAACAGGCGCAGGCGCAGGAGCUCGAGAAGGAGAAGGAGAGGGAGCUCGAGAAGGACAGGGAGCUCGAGAAGGACAGGGAGCUCGAGAAGGAGAGGGAGCUCGAGAAGGAGAGGGAGCUCGAGAAGGAGAGGGAGCUCGAGAAGGAGAGGGAGCUCGAGAAGGAGAGGGAGCUCGAGAAGGAGAGGGAGCUCGAGAAGGAGAGGGAGCUCGAGAAGGAGAGGGAGCUCGAGAAGGAAAAGGAGCUCGAGAAGGAGAGAGAGCUCGAGAAGGAGAGAGAGCUCGAGAAGGAGAGGGAGCUCGAGAAGGAGAGAGAGCUCGAGAAGGAGAGGGAGCUCGAGAAGGAGAGGGAGCUCGAGAAGGAGAGGGAGCUCGAGAAGGAGAGAGAGCUCGAGAAGGAGAGGGAGCUCGAGAAGGAGAGGGAGCUCGAGAAGGAAAAGGAGCUCGAGAAGGAGAGAGAGCUCGAGAAGGAGAGAGAGCUCGAGAAGGAGAAGGAGCUCGAGAAGGAGAGAGAGCGGGAGAAGGAGCUCGAGAAGGAGAGAGAGCUCGAGAAGGAGAAGGAGCUCGAGAAGGAGAGAGAGCGGGAGAAGGAGCUCGAGAAGGAAAGGGAAAAGGAGAAGGAGAGGGAGCUCGAGAAGGAGAAGGAGAAGGAGAAGGAGAAGGAGAAGGAGCAGCAAGGGGCUUCCAACUCUCUUAAACGUGGAGCGGCAGAUGACGAUGAUGAUGAGCCGUCAGGUCGAUCAAGCAAGAGGUCCAAGCAUACCCCUGAAGACAACCCCACGCAGAAUCCCGCUCUGAGCCCCAACAAGAAGAGAAAGACACCACCACCAGACACCGAGCCAAAGCCAGCUAAACGAGCCAAGGGGGAGCCGGCUACGAGAUCGAGUGAGAGGCAACGAAAAGCCGCCGAAAAGGCAGAGGCUGCUCAGGAGGCAGAGGCUGCUCAAGAGGCAGAGGCUGCUCAGGAGGCAGAGGCUGCUCAAGAGGCAGAGGCUGCUGAGGAGGUAGAAGCUGCUGAGGAGGUAGAAGCUGCUGAGGAGGUAGAAGCUGCUGAGGAGUCAGAUGAUGACGUUGAGGAGCUUACUUGGAGGGAUUCCAGGAGGGCCAGAUUUAGAGCAAUGCGCAAGGCCGAUCUGAUAGAAGAGUGCAGAAGAAGGCUAAUUGCUGGACCUGGCGACGAGCAUAGAACCCUCACCUAUAGGGCUGAAAAAACCGUCGAAGGUCUCAUCGACGCGUUGAUGUGGUACGACGAACCCGAGGGGUACGAGGAAGAUCUUGAAGAAAAGGGUUGGGAGGAGUUGAAGGAAAUGUGUAAGACAACGUACAAGUUGUAUUACAGCGGGAAAAAAGUGGAGGUUAUGAGAGACAGGUUGAGGUGGUUCUAUGCCGAGCAACAACGCCAUGUUCGGGCGCUUAUUGAGCAGGAAGAAAUACCUCCUGAUUGGAAAGAGCAGGACGAGGUGGAAGAUGAGGAUGAGGAUGAGGAUGAGGAUGAGGAUGAUGAUGAUGAGGAGGAGGAGGAGGAUGAGGAGGAUGAGGAUGAGGAUGAGGAGUCUUCCGAGGAGGUUUCUGAGGAACCGUAG
Neurospora crassa OR74A is the source of this 5261-nucleotide messenger RNA. RefSeq lists its product as hypothetical. The transcript has a single exon. The coding region runs from base 9 to 5261 and encodes 1750 amino acids. NCBI's taxonomy places the organism in Eukaryota, Fungi, Ascomycota, Sordariomycetes, Sordariales, Sordariaceae. The record is from RefSeq and is a predicted model, not a curated record.